Molecule: messenger RNA, 2548 nt
Organism: Thamnophis elegans (Western terrestrial garter snake)
Lineage: Eukaryota; Metazoa; Chordata; Lepidosauria; Squamata; Natricidae
Product: zinc finger protein 708-like
Exons: 4
Coding region: 217-2265 (682 amino acids)
Biological process (GO): regulation of DNA-templated transcription
Molecular function (GO): RNA polymerase II cis-regulatory region sequence-specific DNA binding; DNA-binding transcription factor activity, RNA polymerase II-specific
Source: RefSeq, a predicted model, not a curated record
AUUUGGGACCUCAGAAAUUGUUAAAUCUAAUAAAGUGUUUUUGAAUUAUUAUCCAUUGCCUACCUGAGUUCUUUGGCAUUCAUCAUAUGUGGAGAUACUCUGAAAAUUCCUGCAGGACAUUGUUUUGUUAUUUGUGAUAGUCGUUCCUUUCCUUCUUCCCAAUCUCACUGAUGGAUUCUGGAGCUUCAAAAUGGUGUUCACAGAAAAAGAAUCUUGAUGUUUAUUGUCCAUUCAUUCUUUUUGUUUCCUGGCUACUUUUUCAAGUCCUUCAUGGUGGAGAUCAGAGAUCCUGAGGGAAUGAGGCAUCCAUCCAAUUCAUCUCUUGAAAUGUUUUGCAGUAGGAUCUCUCAGGAUAUUUCAAAUCAAGACACAACCAGAGGAAAGAAUAGUAGAAAAUUGGCAAUUUCCAAAUGUGGAGCUGAAACAGUGGUUGAAACUCCAAUUCAGGAGGGCCUUGUCUCCUUCGAGGAGGUGGCUGUGUAUUUCUCCGAGGAGGAGUGGUCUCAGCUGGAUCCUGACCAAAAAGCUCUGCAUUGGGAAGUCAUGAUGGAAAAUUACAGGAAUGUGGCCUCUCUUGGUAAUAACAGGCAGGCCCAUAAAGAGUCUAAGGAUUCCUUCCAAGUGGUCAGACAUGGAGAUGUAAUGGAGAAGCCUGAAAUUCAAAUGAAAUUCCAGAGGCAGAAGAGAAGUCAUUCAAAUAAUUGGAAUAAGGAAAGCUCAUCUUCCAUUGAUGCUCAUAUACAGUUUCUUGAGCAACCAAGAAAAGUAAAGAAAAAAGGUAUUGGGAAAGGUAUAAGACUAUCCAAACAAACAUUAGAUGUAAAUGGAGAGUAUCUGACCCAAGCCAAAGGACAAGAUUGUAUAUACAAAGACAAUGGAAAACAAUACAAUUGGACUUUCACACUUUCUCAAGAAAAUGUGUCUCUUAGAUCACAUAAAAGUAUCCACGUGGCAGAGAAGCAGAAUAAAUCCCUAGAGCAUGGAAAAAGCUUCAGUGAAAACAAGACUCUUACUAUUCAUAAAAGGAUCCACACAGAGGAAAAACCAUUUAAAUGCAUUGAGUGUGGAAAGGGAUUCAGCAAGCCCAGUGAGCUUAGUUCCCACAAAAGGAUCCACACAGGGGAGAAACCAUUUAAAUGCAUGGAGUGUGGAAAGAACUUUAGUUCCAACAGUAGUCUUUCUUCCCACAAAAGAAUCCACACAGGGGAGAAGCCAUAUAAAUGCAUGGAGUGUGGAAAGAGCUUCAGAACAAACAGUGAUUUUACAUGCCAUAAAAGGAUCCACACAGGGGAGAAACCAUUUAAAUGCAUGGAGUGUGGAAAGGGGUUCAACAAGUCCAGUGAGCUUAGUUCCCACAAAAGGAUCCACACAGGAGAGAAGCGAUAUAAAUGCAUUGAGUGUGGAAAGGGAUUCAGCAAGCCCAGUGAGCUUAGUUCCCACAAAAGGAUCCACACAGGGGAGAAACCAUUUAAAUGCAUGGAGUGUGGAAAGAACUUUAGUUCCAACAGUAGUCUUUCUUCCCACAAAAGAAUCCACACAGGGGAGAAGCCAUAUAAAUGCAUGGAGUGUGGAAAGAGCUUCAGAACAAACAGUGAUCUUACAUCCCAUAAAAGGAUCCACACAGGGGAGAAACCAUUUAAAUGCAUGGAGUGUGGAAAGGGAUUCAACAAGUCCAGUGAGCUUAGUUCCCACAAAAGGAUCCACACAGGAGAGAAGCGAUAUAAAUGCAUGGAGUGUGGAAAGAACUUUAGUUCCAGCAGUAGUCUUUCUUCCCACAAAAGGAUCCACACAGGGGAGAAGCCAUAUAAAUGCACGGAUUGUGGAAGGGUUUUCAGACAGAGUAGUAUCCUUACUUCCCAUAAAAGGAUCCAUACAGGGGAGAAACCAUAUAAAUGUAUGGAAUGUGGAAGGUGCUUUUGUGAACACAGCACUCUUAUUUCCCAUAAAAGGAUCCACUCAGGAGAGAAGCCAUUUAAAUGCAUCGAUUGUGGAAGGGUUUUCAGACAGAGUAGUAGCCUUACUUCCCAUAAAAGGAUCCAUACAGGGGAGAAACCAUAUAAAUGUAUGGAAUGUGAAAGGUGCUUUAGUGAAUAUAGUCAUCUUAUUUCCCAUAAAAGGACACACACAGGAGAGAAGCCAUUUAAAUGCACAGAUUGUGGACAGUGCUUCAGCCGACCCAAUAUGCUUACUUCCCAUAAAAGGAUCCAUAGAGAUGUGGAGCCAAUUUUUGAAACAGAGAGAGAUUUGGGUGAGAAUGUAUGCUAAUUUAGUGGAUUAAAUCUAUGGAUUUUCCUAUUUAACCCACUGGACUCAGAAAGGAAUGGGUUUUUUUUUUUGAGUUUGGCAACUGGUAGCCCCAGAGAGAGAGAGGAAUAUAUUAAUUAAAAUGAAAACAAUGUGCAUGUUUUCAUUGUAAUCAUGAAUGAAUGAAUGAUCUAUGUACCUAUUUAACUUUUUUUAGAAAUACAUUUCUGCUCCCUGUGAGUGACAUCUGUCUGCAUUUUUAGAGGUGCUGCUUCUGCUAUUAAAUUUUAACUUUCAUGUGUAA